Phyllopteryx taeniolatus (common seadragon) is the source of this 8512-nucleotide messenger RNA. It is a transcript of the gene kcnb1, whose product is annotated as potassium voltage-gated channel, Shab-related subfamily, member 1. Gene Ontology annotation, biological process: protein homooligomerization; potassium ion transmembrane transport. The coding region runs from base 435 to 2975 and encodes 846 amino acids. Gene Ontology annotation, cellular component: membrane; voltage-gated potassium channel complex. The record is from RefSeq and is a predicted model, not a curated record. Gene Ontology annotation, molecular function: protein binding; delayed rectifier potassium channel activity. The transcript has 3 exons. Lineage: Eukaryota; Metazoa; Chordata; Actinopteri; Syngnathiformes; Syngnathidae.
UGCGUUCAGGUGUCAGCGCGAGGCUCAUAAAGAGUUAACUCCGAUGUGCUGAAGAGAGAGAUCGGUGCGCCGCCUGGCUCGAGAAGACCUCUUCAAUCUCCUCCUCCUCCUCGACCUCCUGCUGCUGCUGUUGCUGUUGCGGCGGACUGGGAGCACUGGUCCGGUUCCGGAUGAGCACCCCGUCGGUACUUGUUGAUCUCGGAGCCGGCCUGCACGUUACGGGGCGAGGAAUGCGGCGCAGUGACGCGUGUGGCGCUCGCUAGAUGUGUGUGACAUGUCGGAGGCUGCAGGGAAUGGAUGGCAUCACAGCCCGGCUCGAGUAGACCAGUGACAGCGCCACUUUUUAUUUUUUGGGGGGUGCUACAUCUCCAUCUGUGCUGGAGGACAACAACAACAACUCACCACGAGCCAAUAAUGACAGAAAAGAGGACCAAAUGGACUCCGUAGUCGUGGGUGCUCACCCGCUUCCCAGUUGUAAGGUUAUCAUGGAGAAGUCCUUGGCAGAGUUCAACAAGGCCGGCUCGCAGUCGACGUCGUCACUCCCGCCCGAGCCGGUGGACAUCGUCCGCAGCAAGUCAUGUUUCCGGAGGGUCCGGCUCAAUGUGGGCGGCCUGCCGCACGAGGUCCUGUGGCGAACGCUGGACCGGCUCCCGCGGACGCGUCUGGGCAAGCUGCAAGACUGCAGCAGCCAUGAGUCUCUGAUGGAGGUGUGCGACGACUACAACCUGGAUGAGAACGAGUACUUUUUCGACCGACACCCAGGCGCCUUCACAUCCAUCCUCAACUUCUACCGCACGGGAAAGCUGCACAUGAUGGAGGAGAUGUGCGCCCUGUCCUUCAGCCAAGAACUGGACUACUGGGGCAUCGAUGAAAUCUACCUAGAGUCCUGCUGCCAGGCCAGGUACCACCAGAAGAAAGAGCAGAUGAACGAGGAGCUCAAAAGGGAGGCGGAUAAUUUAAAAGACAGAGAUGGGGACGAAUUUGACAACACGUGCUGUGCGGAGAAACGGAAGAAACUGUGGGACCUCCUGGAGAAACCCAGCUCGUCUGUUGCUGCAAAGAUCCUGGCUAUCAUCUCUAUCCUCUUCAUCGUGUUGUCCACCAUCGCAUUGUCUCUCAACACUCUACCAGACCUGCAGGGCACAGAUGAGUUCGGCCAGUCCACCGACAACCCACAGCUGGCCCACGUGGAAGCUGUGUGCAUUGCCUGGUUCACCAUGGAAUAUCUGCUGCGCUUCCUCUCUUCUCCCAACAAGUGGAAGUUCUUCAAGGGUCCUCUGAACGUCAUCGACCUGCUGGCCAUCCUACCGUACUACGUCACCAUCUUCCUGACGGAAUCAAACAAGAGUGUGUUGCAAUUUCAGAACGUGCGGCGUGUGGUUCAGAUUUUCCGAAUCAUGCGAAUCCUGCGCAUUCUCAAGCUUGCCCGUCACUCCACAGGACUCCAGUCUCUCGGCUUCACCCUUAGGAGAAGCUACAAUGAGCUGGGCUUACUCAUUCUUUUUCUUGCCAUGGGGAUCAUGAUCUUCUCCAGUCUAGUGUUCUUUGCCGAGAAGGAUGAGGAGGACACAAAGUUUAAAAGCAUUCCUGCUUCUUUCUGGUGGGCAACUAUCACAAUGACCACUGUAGGCUAUGGAGACAUCUACCCUAAAACUCUGCUUGGAAAGAUAGUCGGGGGUUUAUGCUGCAUAGCAGGAGUACUUGUAAUAGCUCUCCCUAUUCCCAUUAUUGUAAACAACUUCUCAGAAUUCUACAAGGAGCAAAAGAGACAGGAAAAAGCACUUAAACGUAGAGAGGCCUUGGAGAGGGCAAAGAGAAAUGGUAGCAUUGUUUCCAUGAACUUGAAAGAGGCUUUUGCUCGUAGUGCAGAACUUAUGGAUGUGGUGGUGGAAAAGAAUGAGAGGUCUCAUGAUAACCACCUCUCACCAAGCCGUUGGAAAUGGACUCCCAAGAGAGCUGUUUCAGAAACGAGCUCCAACCGUUCUUUCAAUGCCCAAGAAUUAGGAUCUCCAAUCAAGUGCAGAAACAGCAGCCCCCAAAAGUUAAACGUUCAGAAGCUGGAGGAGAUGUACACGCAAAUGGCCAAGACCCAAUCACAACCAAACCUCAAUGCUAAAGGUUCCAGGGUUGGAAAGCAAAGGGACGAGAUAGAGCUGGGAGCUAUACAUGAUCACGGUCCACCAAUGCUGGUAACCAGAGACGGUGUCGGUGACAUGAAAAGUUUAUCCAGCAUUGACAGCUACAUCAGUUGUGCUACAGACUUCCAGGAGAAUCCACGCUUCCCUCCUAGCACAGCAAUGGACCUUUGCCACAGCGAAAUCAACCGGUUAUCACAUAGUCCAGCUAUAGCCCUUCCCCAACACUCUCUGCCAAAAACAGGCCAGCAAAGCACCGGAACACCUAAGCUGACUCCCAUCACCGUUCCCAAACCCACAUGCUCAGAAACUGCAAGGAGAUUCUUAUUCUCUGGCAAUGCCUCAAAAAGUCUUUUCUCUAAGGGAGGCUAUCACAAUGAGAAGGAGCCUGGACCGUCGCCACUCUCAGACAGCUCCGUCCUGUCUGACCACUCACUGCUGAGUCCCGAAAUUUCCAUCUACACCACGGCCAGCAGCAGGACGCCGCCAAAGUCCCCAGAGAGUGCCACCCUGGCCCCGACCGUCUUCACCUUCCACGACUCAUCUAUCAGCAAAUAUAUCGACGCCGACACUGACGACGACGAGCACCUGCGUGACAUCUCCGACGCUAGCCCCACAGAUUGCCUGCUGAGUGGCUCCAGCCCCAAACGCAGCAUCAACAUCAACUACCAGAGAGCCACCAACCAUUUGGAGGCUGCCCAGAAAAUGCUGGGACAAAACUGUCUAUUCCCCCGGGAAGGAAUUUGCGGGGUUCCUCACGAGAAUCACGUGGGUCCAGAGGUAGGACGUAGACAAAAGAAGGAAAGGGGGCGACAAAAUACUUUGGACAAAAGCCACUGAGGUAUGAGUGAGUAAGUAUAAAACAUAAACCAGAGCACGAGUGCUUGGGACAGAGACACCAAACACUCAAAAAGCCAGACAGACAAAGGGGAGUAACAAAGUUUAACUGUUUUACAAAUCACCUGAGCAUGCCAAUGGGCCAUGUGCUCAGGGAGAACACGAGGGCCGAAUACUCGGGGAGAAACAUUUGGAAAAUUUCACUGCCCCUCUUUUGACCCAUUCCAAUCAAGAGGUAGUAUUCCGCAGCCUCCUAACAAAGAAGCACCCCAAUGUAGCCAGCAGAUCUGUUCAGCGAUCCCAUGAGUCGUUUUGAGUAAAUCCAACUAAGUUUUGUGGUGUGGUUGAGGCUGAGGGUUAUCGCUACAUUCUCCAGUAAGAACAGUCCCAGCGGAACUAGUUUCGUAGUCUUGGAGAUACAGGAGAGGGCCUAAAGUCUUCUAAGCUACUUCUUCUAACCCUUCAUUCCCAUACCUGGCCUUAGUCAUUUGCAGUUGUUGGGGGCGUGCAUGUCUGCAUUUGCGUGUGCGCAUGUGGUGAUGACUGCUGAUGGAUGCCGAUGCAAAUUCAUGUGUAUACAGGUCAAAAGAUUGUCCAAUCUGAUUUAUUUUUUUAUAAAGAUAAAAUACCAAAUAGAUAUUGGUUAUUUGAUAGUCUGCCUUGUCAUAAUGAUACGUGACAAGUAAUCCCACGUUAAAGAUCGGCAUCUUGGAACAGAGGCUUCCGAUAGUGGAGGUUUCCGGCCCAUCAUCCACAGUGUCUGGUCACAUUACUUCAUAAGGAUGGAUGACACUUUUACAUUUUGCCAGUGGUGACUAUUACUUGGGCAUCUCUAUGUCAUUUAUAAUUUUCUUAUGGGCAACUAUAAGAGCCAAAUAUAAUAUACACUCACAGGCUACUUUAUUAGGCACACCUACAGUAUUUAAUGAGACCUAAUAUAAGUGCUGUAUGUGCUACAUUGUGUAAGUUUUUACUGAUGAGGGAGGUAUUCAUUUAAUAUUGUUUUACAUUGUGGUUGUAGUUUGUGGAGAACAAUUUCUAACAUUUUGGUUUCAAAUUAUUAGAAACCACCUAAAGUGCCUGUUAAGUGAAAAUAAAUGUCUUGUAAAUUGGACACCACAGAGAAGAGUGUCGUGAACAAACCUGACAAGUUUGAAGUAUACAAAAUGAAGCUUCAAAAUCAUGAAAAAUCAUGCCGUUUUUUUUAAGCUUUUACACACACAAAAAUACUUGUUUGUAAAUGAGAACAAGCUGGCCCGCGGGCACCAUAGCACUUCCAACCCGUACUAGUACAGUAUAUAUAUUGUGUUUUUACAAUAAUAAGUAACUAUAUUUAUAAUUUCAUAUGCACCUGUGACGAAACCAAAGCGCAGAGUCUUUGUCACUGAAAUGGGGUGCUGAUCAAAACAAACAGCCUCUCAAAAUAUCCACUCUCUCCUUUAUUCUCGGCCAUUUCGUCUUUUUGUGGCUAUGAGCUACUUCUGUGCAAUGUUUUUGUGGUUCAAUAAAAUAUAACACAGUACAAUACAUUGUACGUGGGGGCUCAAAACCCGAUACACGGUCGCAGUGCGACGGUAGAUUUUUGGCGCUUAAUUGUUGAGUGUGGGUCGAAGAAUUGCCGAUUGUAAUUUUUUUGCGAUGGUCAACCUAAGUGGCUUUCAGCUGCAUUGCUCGGUGUGCGGCAGGCCUUUGUAACUCCUCAGUUAUGCAGGUUAACCACUGAUGCAACGAAGAUGCUCAAGUUUUUAUACAGUGGGGGAGGGAAGACUCAUGCCGGACAGUCAAGUGCGUCACUUGGUACCAUUUUAUCCAUGCCCAAAAAUUUUAAAAAAAAAUAAAAAAUUUGUUGAACGCUAUAUCUCCAUAACUGAGUAUUACAUAGUUCUCAGCAUUUAUCUUCAAACAUAUAUAAUGUACUGAAUUUAGAAACCAAUCUCUGAAUUCACUUUAUAAGUUCUUUAAGAGCUGUUUAACAACAAUGCAAACUACAACAGCAAGAAUAAACAUCUUGUUAAAUGAAUACACCUCAAUCACAACUGAGCAUUAGUAUUGAGGAAGAAAUAUGAUCAACAAGUGUCAGUGUAUCUAAUGUUGUAGCCAGUGAAUGUAUGACUAGUACAUGCCUCAUGCAUACAUUCAAACAACCAAUCAGUAUAAAAAAAAUGGGAAAUUAUCAAUUUAAUUUAAUAAUCAGCUAAACAACGUUGUUUUACGACAUAACAACCACACCUCCAUUAAUUCAAAAUUUUAGUAGCAAAUGCCCAGCAUGCAUUGGCUUUAUUUGGACCAACAGAAAAGUAACCAAAGAGAUGGGUUUGGUUUAAUAAUGGUUAAAGUUCUCAGGUCAUCAAAAUCCACAUUUUCUUUCUACUGUUUUAUGCAAAGGCUUGCAAAACGGGUGGAUUUGAAAUUGCCAUCAUUGUGACGUAGUUUUGUCAAUUAAUAUUCAAGUACCUGCCCAGUUCGAGAUUGGUACCCCCCCCACCCAACUCAGCUGAGCAAGUUUCAGUCGCCGCCAAACCAAACAAAUACAGUCUAUAAAGUAUACAUAUGUUAUGUUUUACAACAAUACAUUACUAUAUUGAACGUCACGUGCUGGUUAUGUUCAAGUGAAUGGAAGCGCAGGACAGGCCUCUCAAAAUAUCAUCCUCGCUUUUAUUUUCCACCCACGUCCCCUUUCAGCUCACGUUGCCUAUUCGUGGGCCAACAACGAUUGGUGAAUUACGCUUCACUAUGAUAGUAAGACCCAACAUAAAAGUAUCAAAACGCGACGUCGCUAUGAACGCUUGGCCACCGCAAGCCACAAAACGAUAUGAUAUCGCCGAGGGCCAAUCAGAGCAAAGCUUAUUUACAUAUCGAAUAUGAAAGACAAAUCCGGCCAUCUCAAUUGCACAGCAUAAAAGACCAAUUAGAAUAGUUUGAAAAAGCAUUAAAAGGGCAUCCCAACCCAAAUUAUCUUGCAAACCCAAUAAAAGGACAUCAAAGAUUAUGGAGGAAAAAAAAUGAUGGCAUGGGACCUUUAAGGUAAUAUUGAGUGGAAAUCGUUGGUGUUUAAAUCUCUAUAUAAGUAAGUCAUACUGUAUAUACAGAAACUGCAUGAGUUGUAAUUGACCAGUGCAAACACACCCACGGAAGAGGCACACAGCUUAACUUCAAUAUACGUAUGCAGUAUCUAAAUACUUGGUUGCCAUGGUGACGGUUACCGUUGUUCAGUCUUUUAAUAAGGGUGGGAAGGCCUGAAUGCAUGUAACAUAUACGAGAGCACAUAUAGGCACACAGGAAUGGCAGUUAUGCAUGGUAGUCACACAUUGGCAUAGCCACUAUUCACCACCCAUAGCCAUGACUCAUGGAUGCGGCGUUAUGAAGAUGCCACAACCCCGCCCAUUGACACGUUUGUGACCAAUGUAGCACAUCACAGAUAUGUGACGUUUUUUUGUUACUGCAUAACACAGCAACAUUUAUGGAAAUAUACAUAUUGUAUUACUAGAAGAAUAAACAUGCACUUUAAUGUCUCAUUUAUAUGGAGGAAACUAUCAUUGUUCGUCCCAGUUGAGAUGCGACGUACUUGCCUUUUGAAGCCCUUUAAGAAAAACAAGUGAAGGUAUUUGGAAUGAACCGGAACCUUGAAAGAAUAGCAUAACAAUGAUCAUUUGGAUCUAACGGAUUCUAGUUUGACUUGCAAAGAAAAUAGGACUAGUCAAAUCAUAUACAGUAUGUGAUAGGUCACCACAACAUUCAUGACUGUCAUUCAUUCCUAUCUUUUGGAGUCACAAAUCCUAAUUUCAAUUUGUGUUUUGCAUGGUAGUUAGAGAAGCCAGAGGGUGAAAGGAAUAACAAUGAGGGUGCGAGUGUGUGUAUUAGAGCGAGGGAGAGUGUGACGCUUUAUAGAAAAGAAUUUCCCAAAUGAAUGUAUGCAUGUCCGGGGAAGCCUCCAUUCUGUGUGUGAAACACCAAGAACCCCCCCCCCAGAUCCCCCACCCAUGAAAAAUCACAGAAAUGUAUUUAUUUUUUUAAGAGAAACUAAAGAUAUAUUCUACUUUAUGAUUUAGCAGAUCGAUGGAAUGGAAUCCCUCAACAUUAUUGGGAUAAAUUGUUUUAACUGGUAAUAAAUUAGUUCAUCCUGCUCCAUACUGGAGGAGAUCAAAAUGUAUAUACAGUUAAGCCCAAAAUUAGUCAAUGCACUGGACACAUUUUGGCCUUCAAGGCUCUUUGGCAUUUUCAGUUUUUUACAUUUUGUAUUUUAUUCAUAUGUCAUUCCCCCCCCCCCCCCUUCUAAAGGAUCCUCAUAACAUCUAGCAAAGGGGUCACCAACAUGGUACCCGUGAGUAGCCCGCGGGCCUGUUUUAAAAAUUCCUCACUAGUGAUGGGACAAUGUGAUUUCCUAGGAAUAUUGAAGAAGUGAUUAUUUGAAAUAUUGAAGAAGUGAUUAUUUGAAAUUGUGAACACUUACAGUUAUAGAAAUGUUGCAUGGUGAUACUUUCUGUUUCUUAUCUUGUUAGAUCAAUGAUAAUAAUUGUGAGCAAUGAUUAACAUUAUCAGUGGGUUCACAUAGAUGAAUAUUAAUUAUUCAUAACAAAUAAUUGAAGAUAGUGUAAGCCUUUUUUUUUAUUUCAGAAGCCUGCAUCAAACUGGUAGCCUUUUGCAUUAAUCAGUACCCAUGAAGAAGCUCUCAAUUUAAAAAAGGGUGGUGACCCCUGAAAAUAUUUCAAUAAACUAGAUAUUUAGAGCAUUGGAUGUAUGCAUGUAUUGAUAAAGGGUAUGAAUCAUUUUGGACUUGGAAUGUUUUGCCAAUCUGUAAAAAAGAUAUAUUAAAAUUGAAAAUAUUUAUAUUUCAUAACUCCUAACACUACAUCAUAAAACAUUUUGCUACUUUCUUGUAUCAUUUCCAGUUAAAACAUACCCAUUCAACAAAUGGGAAAAAAAUAAAAUCAAAAUCAAUUGAUCUCAAAAUUUGGCCAGAGUGUGAAGAAUCUUGGGCUUAACUGUAUAUUCAGGUUUUAACUUACAAUAUGUGUAUGUCUCAAAGGUAAAACACUCAAAAAGAAAAUUGCCAUAUCUUCCAGAGAACAUACUUGUAACAAAAUUUUAAAUACUGUACGGGAGGGCUGCACAAUUAUGGCCAAUAUAAUAAUCGUGAUUAUAUUUGAUCAAUAUUGCAAUCACGAUUAUUAGUCACAAUUAUUCUUCAUGUUAGGGAAAAAACUUCAUUUUUAUUGUACUACUUUUCAACAAACAAUAUGAAAUAGUUAUCAGUGCAAAAUGAAUCUUUAAAUAACAAUAAAUAAAAAAUUCUACUUUACCAAGGGCUAACUUAAUAAAUGUGCUAUUAAAAAGUGCAAUCACAAAUUGCAACUUAAUGAAAGCAAAUAAAGUUCAUGCAUAAAAGGCAGUAACAUUAGGCUGUAAGCACUGACUUUUUAUUUGGGGGAAAAAAAAAAAAACUCGGCAAUAUAUUGUGUUGUUCUACAUGACCAUUGGUCAGUUGUGUACGGUCACAAACUCCAAAGAACUCCAUAGUUGUGAUUUGCCUCUCUAUUUAC